AUGACAAAGACAAUAGGAUACCGAGACUGGAGAUGGCAGGCGCUUUGGUGGCAUCAUUUCUUUCUCUUGUGGAGUACAAUAAACGGACAGACUCGUUACAGCAUCCCGGAGGAACUAAAACAGGGCUCUGUGGUAGGAAAUCUAGCAAAAGAUCUGGGUUUGGGACUAUCAGACAUUUUUGACCGUAAAAUGCAUGUCGCCUCUGAGGCUGGCGAGCAGUAUUUCAGCGUGGAUGCGGGGAAGGGCGAGCUGGUGGUGAAUGACAGAAUAGACAGAGAGGCUUUAUGUGGACAAAGCGUGAGCUGUGUUCUACCUCUGCAAGUAGUUGUUGAAAAUCCUUUGCGGUCUCAUCGAAUUGAGGUGGAAAUAAAAGACAUAAAUGACAAUUCUCCUAAUUUUCUUACACAGGAGAUUAACCUUAGAAUACCAGAAUCAGUUGCACUUGGCAAACGAUUUCCUUUGGAGAGUGCGGAAGACCCUGACGUUGGAAGCAAUUCUUUGAAAACGUACUCACUGAGCAAAAAUGAAUAUUUUUCUCUAAAAUUUAAAGACACUAAAAAUGGUAAAGCUGUCCCAGAAUUGGUGUUAGAAAAAUCAUUAGACCGCGAAAAGAUUUCUCUCCAUCAGUUGCUAUUGACUGCAUUAGAUGGAGGAAACCCGGUCAAAUCUGGAACCUGUUCAAUUCUUAUUAAUGUACUUGAUAAUAACGACAAUUUCCCAAUAUUCAAUGAACAUGAGUACAAACUGUCUUUAAAAGAGAACAGCAACAAAGGAACAUCUGUAAUCAAACUUAAAGCUACAGAUGCAGACGAUGGUGUUAAUGGUGAAGUUAAAUAUUCGUUUGGGUCCCGCACUCCAGACUCUGUGUUAUCAACAUUUGAAAUCAAUGAUAUAACCGGACAAAUCGUAUUAAAGGGAGCAUUAGAUUAUGAGAGUGCUAAAUCAUACAUCAUCGAUAUAACUGCUAAAGACAACGGCAUUCCCGAAAUGGAGGGUAACUGUCGUGUACAAUUGGACGUAGAAGAUAUAAACGAUAAUGCUCCAGAAAUUGUGCUAACUUCAAAACCCAGUCCUGUACGCGAGGACGCACCAAGUGGCACAGUAGUGGCUUUGAUCAGUGCACGAGACCUUGACUCCGGUGAUAACGGCAAAGUAACCUUACAGCUUCCCAGAGGUUCUCCUUUCACUUUGAAACCAUCGUACUCUAAUAAUUACGAGCUGGUGACUAGUGGUCCUUUAGACCGAGAGAGGUUCUCUGAGUAUACUAUUGAAAUAACAGCCACAGAUGCAGGCUCUCCUCCGCUGUCCAGUAAGAAAAUUGUACCUGUCAGCAUCACUGAUGUGAAUGAUAACCCCCCUAUAUUCACUCAGCCCUCCUAUAAUGUGUAUUUAAAAGAGAAUGGGGUACCCGGCUCUAUACUGUACUCAGUAUCAGCUUCUGACCUGGAUUCUGGUGAAAACGCUAAAAUCUCUUACUCUAUACUGGACUCUAAAGUGCAGGACGUCUCUGUCUCCUCGUAUGUUUACAUUAACUCAGAUAACGGCAGCAUCUACAGCAUGCACUCGUUUGACUAUGAGAAACUGAAAGUGUUUCAGAUUCAGGUUCAGGCAAAGGAUCAGGGCUCUCCGUCUCUCAGCAGCAACACCACUGUCCAUGUUUUCAUCCUGGACCAGAACGACAAUGCCCCCGCUGUUAUUUACCCCUCCUCCGCUGCCCUGGGCUCCCUCUCUCAUCAGAGGAUGCCCCGCUCCGCUAAAGCGGGUCACCUGGUUACUAAGGUGACGGCCGUGGACGCUGACUCGGGCCAUAACGCCUGGAUCUCCUACAAACUGGCGGAGGCCACAGACGCCUCUCUGUUCACUGUCAAUCUGUACACAGGGGAGGUGAGGACUAAACGCGCUGCGUCCGAGCAGGACGACUCCUCUCAGAGGCUGCUUAUAGAGAUGAAGGACGACGGGGAACCGGUCCAGUCCGCCACCGUCACGGUGUCCAUCCUGCUGGAGGACGGCCUCCAUGAGCCCAUCUUAGACCUCCGACAUAAAGUAGCCGAGCCCAGCAGGAAAACAGGGAGGAUCACCCUUUAUUUGAUUCUCUCUCUGGCCUCGGUGUCCGUGUUGUCUCUGGUGACUUUUCUCAUCUUAGCGGUUAAAUGCAUGAGGAACAGCACAAGCAGCGGUAGUUGCUGCACGACACGGACCGACUGUGAUCAUUACAAGAACCCCAACAGAAACCUGCAGAUUCAGCUCAACAGUGAUGGACCUAUAAAGUACGUGGAGGUCCUGGGAGGAGACAUGAUGUCUCAGAGUCAGUCCUUCAGGUCCUGUAUGUCUCCAAUGUCAGAGUACAGUGAUUUCACUUUGAUUAAGCCCAGCAGCACCACUGACUUUAAGGAGGUGAUCAGUGUUCUGGAUGCGUCUUUACCCGACAGCACCUGGACCUUUGAGAGCCAGCAGGUGAGGAGACAAUAA
Messenger RNA from Cottoperca gobio, 2469 nucleotides. RefSeq names its product protocadherin gamma-C5-like. Gene Ontology annotation, molecular function: calcium ion binding. The coding region runs from base 1 to 2469 and encodes 822 amino acids. Gene Ontology annotation, cellular component: plasma membrane. NCBI's taxonomy places the organism in Eukaryota, Metazoa, Chordata, Actinopteri, Perciformes, Bovichtidae. The transcript has a single exon. Gene Ontology annotation, biological process: homophilic cell-cell adhesion. The record is from RefSeq and is a predicted model, not a curated record.